This is a messenger RNA of Cavenderia fasciculata, 2322 nucleotides long. RefSeq names its product anaphase promoting complex subunit 4 (gene anapc4). Gene Ontology annotation, cellular component: anaphase-promoting complex; nuclear periphery. The record is from RefSeq and is a predicted model, not a curated record. The transcript is spliced from 5 exons. The coding region runs from base 1 to 2322 and encodes 773 amino acids. Lineage: Eukaryota; Evosea; Eumycetozoa; Acytosteliales; Cavenderiaceae. Gene Ontology annotation, molecular function: protein binding. Gene Ontology annotation, biological process: anaphase-promoting complex-dependent catabolic process; protein K11-linked ubiquitination; positive regulation of mitotic metaphase/anaphase transition.
AUGGACACAGAUAAUUAUAGUAAUAAUCGAUCAUUUGUACCAUUGAAUGAUAAGGUAUCAAACAAUGAUAUAAAGAUUGCAGCAUGUUGUCCAAUGAUGGAUUUACUGUCGAUUGCUCAAUCAUCAUCAUCCAUCACAAUACACAGAUUCUUAAAUUGGCAAAGAUUAUUAAGUAUUACAAGUAAAUCUUCUUCUUCUUCUUCUAGUACACGACAACAACAAGAAUCAACAACAGCAACAACAACAGAUGAAAAAGUAACAACAGCAAUGCAAUGGAGUCCUAAUGGUAAGAUCAUUGCAUCAGGUUAUUCAAAUGGAACAAUGACUCUAUACUCUAUUGAAAAUGGGAAAGAGAUACAUUCAAUUGCAUCUACAUCAUCAACAUCAGCAUCACCAAUCACAUUACUACAAUGGAUUCAAUUUAAUGAUCUAUUGGAGACACCUGUUGGUAGUACUGCAACUAGUUUGUCGACGACAACAACAACAACAAGUAAUACCAAAUUCUCUGAUAAUGAACUUCACAGUGAUUAUUUUCCUUCACUUCAAUAUUAUAUUAAUGAAUUUAAAGAAUCAGAUAUUAAACCAUUCCCAUUAAAGAAAGAUUUGGAUGUACUUGAUGUAUUAAUAUCAUGUAAUGAAAAAGGAAUUAUAUCAUUCUAUAUUAUUGGUAUUGUUCAUAUUGGUAAUUUUAAUAUAAUGGAAUUAUUAUUAUCACAACAAUAUGUAAACAAACAUGUACUUUUAAAGGGAUGUAAAUCUAUUCAAUUUCAUUCAAUUGCUAUGUCAACAUCAUUUAAUCAAUUGACAGUGGUAGUAGAAACUGAUAAUGGAUUGACUGUAAUGAUUGACAUUGACACAUCCAUACUCUACAGACAAUGCCAAGAGAUAUUCAAAGUGGCACUUCACUAUUCUACUAUUGAAUGGCUUUUAGAAACAACUGAUAUUAUCCUACAUGAUGUCAUUCAUCGAUGGGAAGAAACCCAACAAAUGAUAUCAGCCAAAUGGGAUAUAUUUGAAAAAUUAAUCAGAGAUUAUGGACGUACCUCUACCAUUGAACAGGAAAUACUCGAUCUUUUAAUGACUGGUGUUGCAUCACCACCAACUUGUCAAUUUAUUUCAAAUCAUAUUGAUAUUAAAAUAAUGAAAUCAAUGCAAAGAAAUUGUGAAUCUAUAAGAGAAACAUUAAUUAAUUUAAUUCAAAAUGCUUAUUCUUGUACUUUACAUUCCAUCUCUCAAUUACAUACCUUUUCAUUGUGGUCGGAGAAAUAUGGUGAUAUCUUAAAUUCACAGUCAUUUGAACAUUUAUUAACUGCUUCAAAUAAGUUUGGAAUUCAAUUGGAAACAUUGGAAAUAACACUUUCUCAACUUGAAUCUCAAUAUUCAAAUCUAUUCACUUGGUUUUUAAAAGUUCAAAAUCAAUUAACUACAGAUAAAACAAAGUUACAACAACCACAACAACAAUAUAUUUUAAAUGAAUUAUUAUUACUUUCAUUAUUGGAAAAUGGUGUAAAAUAUGAUCCAAUUAUAAAUGGUCAAAAUACAAACAAAAGUAACAAAACAACAGAUAACUCUAACCAACAACCAAUUUCAAAACAAUUUAAACAAUUUAAACAAUUAUGUUUGGAAACUACAAGUUUUAAUAAUUUAAAUAAUCAAUCAACUACCAAUAAUAUUAUAAAUCAAUUGAAAAUAACUACAUUUACACCAAUAUCAAUGUUUGAUAAUUCAAAAUUAGAUAAUCAAUCACAAUUUUUUAAAUCUUCAUUUUUAAAUUUUAAUAAUCAAUGCAAUUUAUCAAUUAUAACACCAAUGAAUAAUAAGAUAUUUAUUGGUAAAAAGAAAAGAAAUGAAUGGCAUUUUUCAUUUAUACAAUUAUCAAUGGAUGAUAGAGUAGUUGAUAUGUGCUUUUUUGAUCAAUCGAAUCUUUUGGUAUUGACAACAACGACGACACAAGACAAAUCAAUAUUAUCACUUUUAAUGUAUAAUUGUGGAGAGGAACAAGUAGAAGAGGUUGAUGGAGCUUCAUUGUACUAUCAACAAUUACCAGUUACCAUUCCACCAAAUACAAUUAUGGUUGAUCUUUUGGAUGCAACCUUUUUCGAUCAAGAAUCUUGUACAACUCCUCUAAAGAAUAGAUUCAUCAAAUCAUCAAAACUCAACAUCAACAAAAAGGAAAAAUUAUCUCUCAACAUUUCAUCACAACGUAAAGUUGCAUGUGUUAUCAUUGGAACAAAAAGAACUGUACUUUAUGAUAUUGCUGAAGAUGAAGAAAUUCCAGAAGACGACGGUGAUGAAGAUGAAGAAGAUCAAGAUGAAGAAUAA